Messenger RNA from Adineta steineri, 714 nucleotides. The record is from the annotation of a GenBank genome assembly. NCBI's taxonomy places the organism in Eukaryota, Metazoa, Rotifera, Eurotatoria, Adinetida, Adinetidae.
AUGGAUGAAAUUACAAAAAACUUGAUAUGCACUGAAAAACCUAUUCUUUUAGACUCUUCUACUGACAGUCAGUAUGUGAUUAUCGACUGGUAUUUACAACAACAUGGUAGUUUUAGUAGUGGACGUCGAUCACGAGAUAUUUCUUUAACAGAAUUUUCUUCGACUCAACAAUUAAUAGAAUAUUUAAUUAAUUAUAUUGAAAAAAAUUAUCAACAUGUCAAUAUUAAUGAUAGAGACUAUCACCUUAUUGAUCUUUGUCGAAUAGCUUUUGAAGAAUCAAAACAAUUUUUAAUUUCUAAUAAAAAUGAAGUCUCUCGAGUAACUAGUCGACAUAUAUGGCCACCAAAUCAUAAAUUGUUAUUAGGCUGUUUAAUAAAUGCGUAUAUUGUUAGUACAACUGAUAAAGAACAAGAAAAUACGAAUAAGAAUUAUUGUUUAAUUACUCAAUUAGGUAAUUAUCCUACACAUGUCAAAUUUGUUCGUGGUAGUUAUAGUUUACGAGAAGAAAUUUUCGAAAGAUUUAAACAUCCAUUUCAAACUAAUUUUGAACCAUCACAAAAACAAAUCGAUUUAUUUAUUGAGAAAAGUCAAAUAUUAGCAAUACAACAAUUUUGUCAUUAUAUAACAACUCAACAAUGGCACGAUCUUGAUAGUGAGUUCUCUGGUGUUCUUGUAGAUUUUAUUAUUGUGGGAGAUCCAUUUUUAUUUAACUAA